AUGCUGCUGUGGCUGACCCUCGCCCUCCUGGGGAGCACCACCUGCUGGGCAGGGCAGAUGUACGGGUCCGGAGGAGGCGAGUACUUCAGCACCUCUCCAGACUACGACAACGAUGUCACCGGGAUCCGGGUGUCUGUAGGUGUAUUCGGGCUGUUUAAGAGUAUCCAGGUGAGAUUUGGAUCCUCCUGGAGCGAAAGACAUUGUGCCUCAGGUGGAACGACCCAGGAAUUCAUCCUGCGGCCGGGCGAACACAUUAUAGCGGUCUAUGGCUCACACAAGAGUUACCUCCGGUACCUGGUCCUAUACACCGACCAAGGGCGCUGGGCCUCAUUUGGGCAGGAAAAUGGCAACACCUUCUCUGCCUACCCCACCCAGGGCUGGAAGGUGCUCACGGGAAUCUUUGGCCAGUGUAGGCUCCUCGGCAUGACAGGCAUCGGCUUUCAGUGGGAUGAUCCUCGAGUGGAGCUGACCACUGUACCAACAAAUGCCACCGGAUAGCCAGAGAAAUGAGUGCUCCUGGGUUCCCAGGGAUGGGUCACCGGUCACCUGGCUGAGGCCGUCCGGCUGCUGGUGG
Molecule: messenger RNA, 574 nt
Organism: Diceros bicornis minor
Lineage: Eukaryota; Metazoa; Chordata; Mammalia; Perissodactyla; Rhinocerotidae
Gene: ZG16B
Product: zymogen granule protein 16B
Exons: 3
Coding region: 1-498 (165 amino acids)
Source: RefSeq, a predicted model, not a curated record